This is a messenger RNA of Fraxinus pennsylvanica, 1392 nucleotides long. The record is from the annotation of a GenBank genome assembly. Lineage: Eukaryota; Viridiplantae; Streptophyta; Magnoliopsida; Lamiales; Oleaceae.
AUGGAUUCUUUGCUAGCGAAUUACGCGUCAUCGGAUGAGGAACAAGAACAGGAAAAUCAGCAACAGCAGAAGCCAAAACUACCAGAAAAAUCUGUGGAUCCUCAAAAAGUGAAGGUAGAAGGUGAAGGAGAAAAAGAUUUUCUAUCAAAACCAUCCAGGAAAAUCUCCGAUUCCCUCCCACCUCCGAAAUCGUCUCUCUUUAAUUCGCUACCUCCACCCAAAUCCCACCUCGCACAGACCCCAUUUGAUUUCAAGGAACCCUCUGUGCCAAAACCCCUAUCGCAAUUUAAACAAGAAGAGCUAGAUGAAAUCCCAGAAAAUAGGAACCCUAAAUCGUCUUCUACUUCGUUGUUUUCUUCACUUCCUCAACCCAAAUCGUCAUCGUCGUCAUUUUCUUCUUCUCUAUUUUCUUCACUUCCGCCACCAAAAUCCGGUAUUUCCGAAGCCCGUCAAGUCCUCCCAAGUUCCAUGACUUCAUCUGCUUCUUUUGAUUCUAAUUCGAAAAGGGUUGUUCAAUUUAGGCCUCCGCCAAUUGUUAAUCCUUUUUCGAAUAAAGCUAAGGAUGAAGAGGAGGAUUCAGAUGAGGACGAGAAAGAAAAACAACGAAAAAAGUCGAAAGAGUCUGUUUCUACUUCAUCUGUGAAGUCGUUUUUAUCAAGUAUUCCUGCACCCAAGAACUCAACUACAUUGGGUACUUUUCCUUCAGCUUUGGGUACUGGUAGGAGAUCUAUGCUUGAAACUGAUGCUUCUGCAUCAAAUUUAAAUAGCGUUGGUACUAUGGGGAGUGAUGCGGAUGUGAAAUCCAGUAUAGGAUAUUCAGAAAAUCAGUCUGGUGAUGGGUCAUCGUUGAGUUAUGAUCAUUCUAAUGUGAAUUCAGGGAGUGAGAGCUAUGCAAAUUAUGAUGGCUACAGUGCUGGUUAUGAUGAUAGUGUUGGAACUGGUGAAGGUGUUCAUUAUUCGAAUUGGAAUGGGCAAACUGGGGAUUAUACAAAUUAUGGUGCGGGUUAUGGGGACGAUGGGCAGUAUGAGAGUAACUGGAUUGAUGGGUCCGGUUCAACUGCAGUGGCCGAGGGAUCGGGAUUGGCUGAAAGUGGAUUGCAAGUGCCUGGGAAGAGGGGUAGGAAUGAUGCUCCAGAGCAGAUUGUUGAGGUGAGGCAGGAUGAGUUGUUGAAAAAUCGGCCAAGGGAAGACCAAGCCAAAUUAACUGGGAUUGCUUUUGGCCCUGCGUACAAGCCCGCUUCAACCAAGGGUAAGCCUUCAAAGCUACAUAAAAGGAAGCAUCAAAUUGGUUCCUUACUUUACGAUCUGAGACAGAAAGAGAUGGAGCUUGCAGAGCGACGUGCCAAAGGUUUCCUUACUAAAGCACAAACACAUGCAAAAUAUGGAUGGUAA